Molecule: messenger RNA, 3702 nt
Organism: Xenopus laevis (African clawed frog)
Lineage: Eukaryota; Metazoa; Chordata; Amphibia; Anura; Pipidae
Gene: slc2a6.L
Product: solute carrier family 2 (facilitated glucose transporter), member 6 L homeolog
Biological process (GO): transmembrane transport; regulation of glycolytic process
Cellular component (GO): membrane; lysosomal membrane
Molecular function (GO): transmembrane transporter activity
Source: RefSeq, marked provisional
GAACAAGGUCGAUGGUUGGGGAAGUCAUAAACCUCCCACUUAGACAGUACAACACUGACAGCAGCCUCUCUCUCUCUCUCUCUAUAGAUGCCGGCUUAAGGGAGUCUUGUUUAGGGACGCUGAGACUUGGAUAGCAUCAGGCAAGGGUCAAAUAGUAAGUCUCCUCUGCACCUAAUGGACAACUCACAGAAACCACUUCUCAGUGACGCCCCUAAAACUCACUAUCAGACAGUGGGGAAAGCCCUGCGGGAGGAAGAGAAGAAGUAUGUCAGAACACUAAAGAACAAGAAGAUGUUCCUGGCUGCCUUUUCCGCUGUCCUGGGCAACUUCACGUUUGGUUACGCCUUGGUUUACACUUCUCCCGUGAUUCCGGCACUGGAGAAAGAUGACCAGGGAUUGCACAUUAAUGCGGAAGAGAUAUCAUGGUUUGGGGCAGUGUUUGCCCUGGGUGCCUGCGCGGGGGGCAUAAGCUCCAUGUUUCUCAAUGACCGUCUUGGACGUAAACUGAGCAUAAUGUUCUCAGCUGUUCCCUCAUCGUUGGGUUUCCUCCUCAUGGGCAGUGCUCAGCACAUCUCCAUGCUACUGCUAGGACGGAUCCUUACAGGUUUUGCAGGGGGUAUGACAUCCUCUUCUAUACCGGUAUACAUUUCAGAAAUUUCCCAUUCUGGAGUUAGAGGAGGUUUGGGGGCUUGUCCUCAGAUCAUGGCAGUUUGUGGCUCGCUUGUGCUUUAUGCUUUAGGGCUUCUCCUGCCAUGGCGCUGGCUUGCGGCUAUUGGAGAGGUCCCCGUGGUCACCAUGCUUCUCCUCCUGUGCUUCAUGCCCGACUCCCCGCGCUUCCUCAUAGCCAAGGGCAAGGAUGAAAAGGCUCUCAAGGCUCUGGCUUGGCUUCGGGGGGCCAACACGGACUAUCAGGGAGAAUACGAAAGGAUUAAAAGCAACAUUUUAAAGAAGAGCUCCACUCUCUCAUGGACGGAACUCUCCCAGCCGUAUUACUACAAGCCUAUCCUUAUUGCUGUGUUCAUGAGAUUUCUCCAGCAGCUGUCCGGGGUCAGCCCCAUCUUGAUUUACCUAGAGACCAUCUUUAACAGGACUAAAGUCAUACUAAGAGGUGGCUAUGACGCAGCCCUAGUGGGUGUCGUGCGAUUGUUAUCCGUCAUCAUUUCAGCCUCAGUUAUGGACAAAGCUGGAAGGAAAAUCCUGCUCUAUACAUCAAGUACCUUGAUGUUUGUCUCCUCCCUAUCCAUGGGGCUGUACGUACAUUUCACCGUUGAUAUAAAUCAUAAUUCGACCAAUCGGACGAUGAGUAUAAGCAGUUCUGCCGAGCCCUCGGAGCCAGUCAACUAUAUCCAACUGAUUCCCCUCAUCUGCAUCAUGCUGUAUAUCAUAGGUUAUGCCUUUGGUUGGGGACCUAUCACCUGGCUGCUCAUGUCAGAGAUUUUACCCCUCAAAUCCCGAGGAGUGGCGUCCGGCCUGUGCGUUGUGGUCAGUUGGAUCGCUGGCUUUAUCCUCACGGAAGCCUUUAUCCCAGUAGUGAACACCCUGUCCCUACAGACGCCCUUCUACUUCUUCACCGCCGUCUGUGCAGCCUCAUUAAUGUUCACCUACUUCUUUGUCCCCGAGACCAAAGGACGCACCUUGGAGCAAAUCGAGUCCUACUUCCGGACAGGCCGGCGCUCAUUCAUAAAGUAAUUUUGGGGGGUUUGUGACAACUUUACAUCCUGACUGACGGCUUGGAGCGACACUACUAAUGCCCCAAUCCACACACUGUACUGACUACACACUUCUUUGCUUUACAUCCCCACACUCUUUUGUUUCAGUACAACAGUCUGUCCAUGCUUUACGGCACAACUGGUUUCUAUUGUCCCCCCUACUCAUGAGGACUCAGCCGGUGAACCCUGGGGGCAUGGAUCUAAUACACAAAAAGGGGCUUAUAUUUUAUUGCUUGGCACCCGAAUUUCACUUCCACUAGUGUCCAAAGGGGGAAAAGGCUACAGAUUCCCAGUGCCAAGUCUCACCUGAAUAUAAUAUGUGUAUCACUAUCCCAAAGAGAGGGGCUCCGCCUUCUUCCACAGUGUGAACAGUCUACAGGUAUGGGACCUGUUAUCCAGAAUGCUCAGGGCCUGGGGGUUUCUGGAUAAGGGAUCUUUCCGUAAUUUGGAUCUUCAUACCUUACUAGAAAAUCAUAUAAACGAAAUAAACCCAAUAGGCUGGUUUUGCCUCCAAUAACGAUUAUUAAUAUCUUAGUUGGGAUCAAGUACAAGCGACUGUUUUAUUAUUACAGGUAUGGGACCGGUUAUCCAGAAUGCUCAGGACCUGGGGGGUUUCUGGAUAAGGGAUCUUUCCGUAAUUUGGAUCUUCAUACCUUACUAGAAAAUCAUAUAAACAUGAAAUAAAGCCAAUAGACUGGUUUUGCUUCCAAUAAGGAUUAAUUAUAUCUUAGUUGGGAUCAAGUACAAGCUACUGUUUUAUUAUUACAGAGAAAAAGGAAAUUAUUUUUAAAGAUUUUUAUUAUUUAGAUAAAAUGGAGUCUACGUGAGACGGCCUGUCUGUAAUUCAGAGCUUUCUGGAUAACGGGUUUCCGGAUAAUGGAUCCCAUACCUGUGUGUGUGUAUAUAUAAUACACAAAAGCCAUGAAUAUCCUGUAAAUUAUAUCCUUAUAAAGUUCUGAUGUCAUCAGUUAUAAACGGUGAGUUCUGAUGUCAUUUCUGUCACAUGACUCACUGAGACUUGUGUAUUAUAAUAAAUAAAAUAUCCCCAGUGGCAAAAUAUGAGGAUAUUAGAAGUUACCUCGGAGUUCCACGACCUUCGGCCUCGUGUUUUUAUAUGACAAAUUAGAUUUUUCCUGCCUUUUAUCUCUUUUUGCAAUAAUCUAUGAAUUUUGCCCCUGAUGAAGACCACGUUAGUGGUCGAAACGCGUAGGGCCAAUGCUGGGCCAUGGGCCAAUAUUGGGCCAUAGCUGAAAAUGUAAGUGUAUUUUUGUAAAUGUAAUAAAAUUUUGCCUUUUUAAAUUUGAGUGUGCAGUCCCUAUAUUUAUUUUUGUCGUGUUUUUAUAUGGUCAUGAAACUCCUCGAUAACUUAUAAUAUCCUUAUAUUUUACAAGAGCGGGUACUUUAUUCACUCUAUAUAUAUAUAUAUAUAUAUAUAUAUAUAUAUUAUAUAUACAUAUAUAUAUAUAUAGGUGUGGGACCUGUUAUCCAGAAUGCUCAGGACCUGGGGUUUCCGGAUAAGGGAUCUUUCCGUAAUUUGGAUCUUCAUACCUUAAGUCUACUAGAAAAUCAUAUAAACAUUAAAUAAAGCCAAUAGGCUGGUUUUGCUUCCAAUAAGGAUUAAUUAUAUCUUAGUUGGGAUCAAGUACAAGCGACUAUUUUAUUAUUACACAGAAAAAGGAAAUCAUUUGUCAAAAUCUGAAUUACUUGGAUAAAAUAGAGUCAAUGUGAGAUGGACUUUCCAUAAUUCGAAGCUUUGUGGAUAACGGAUAUGGAAAGGUUGUAGUCCUGUGCAGAACUGUGUUUAUGGUGAAUGCUAAAUGGGCUCCGUACAGACAAUUCUGAUUUGUUUAGUGAUCUGAAUCCAUGUUUGUUCCUUCCCCGAAUACGUUAAAACUUGUAAACUUUGUAUCAUCCCUAAUGGAGCGGCUUGUUCAUCACAACUGGAUUAAGGACGGUCAUUAAAGGGGAGCUUCACCUUCAAGUUAACUUUUAA